CAGGCCUUUCGUUGCCAGGCAUUUCUGGCAACGUUUCUGUUCCUAGAGCCAACUGACUUUUGUAGUCCUGUCUGGAAAUGAUCGAUGGAGCAUCAUCAGUUUUACAAGGGCCUCGCCUCUGAACGAGAGGGGAUAGCAGUUUCUGCAGUUGCUUUGCAGGACCAUAUAAUACACAGUCAUGAGCUCCAAGAUCUUUCGUUAGCAGAUCCUUUUAAGUCAAGGUCAAGGCACAACUUGAACAUUUACAGAUGUGUGAAGAAAGAGAUGGUCAAAGCAGUGGUAGAUACUGGGCUACAAAGAAUGAGCACUCAUCGGAAGAAUAAAGAAGAUGAUGAAAAGGAGUAUGUUCUUGAUCCCAGUCCUCCACGGCUAACGUUAGCUCAGAAAUUAGGACUAGUUGAGCCCCCUUCCCUGCCACUGACUGCUGAAGAAUGGGCAAAAAUAAAACAGAGAUCCAUACAGCAUGGAGAUUCCAUCCAGCCCUGUGCAAUAUGCAAGGAAGAGUUUGCGCUUCAGCCUCAGGUGUUGCUUUCAUGUUCCCAUGUAUUCCAUAAAGCAUGCCUGAAAGCCUUUGAAAAAUUUACGGGCAAAAAGUCUUGUCCUAUGUGCAGGAAAAAGCAGUAUCAGACCAGAGUGAUACAUGACGGGGCCCGCUUGUAUAAAAUAAAGUGUGCCAUCAGAAUUCAAGCCUCCUGGAGGGGAUACGUUGUUAGAAAAUGGUAUAAAGACUUGAGAAAAACAGUGCCUCCUAAAGACAGCAAACUAAGGAAGCAGUUUUUUGAGGAAAAGGUGCAACAGAUCAACAAUCGGCUGCUGAGUACUUAUGACAUAGACCUAGAUGAUUUUCUUUCCAAGAUAGAUUCUUCUAUAGCUGUGUGUCGGGGUGCAUUUCAGCAGCUGGAAGGAGAAGAAAUACUCCUCAGUGAAAACGACUGGGAGAAGAUCCAGAUGCAGGCAUUUCGGCAGGAGAUAGUUGACUGUCCUAUCUGCAUCAUGCCACUCAGCCCUACUGCUCACCCUGCCUGCAAACUGUUUUCACCGCAGACUGUUCUGCUUUCUUGUUCACAUUUAUUUCACCAUACCUGUCUUGAAGCGUUUGAAGAGUUUUCCUUGGGAUUGCAACACAUUUGCCCUUUGUGCCGCUCGUAUUACCAAAAGAAGGUCCUCAAGUGUUGAUAUCCACAGCUCAGUGAAGUACCUCCUAGCAGAACACAGAUGACAACGCAUGUGCAUCUUCCUAACUUGGGAACAUCUUAAGAUCCAGACCUUUCAAGUAAUUUUUUCCCCAUUAUCCUUUACCAUUGUGGUUUUAUGCCUGAUAUUUGGAAGCACAGACUCCCACUCACAAGAUCAGUACUGCCACUGGGGUCACUGCAAGAAACACAUUUUCCUUCAGCCAAGCUUGCCAACCAGAACCCCGGCUGCUGCUUCUGCUUGAACAACUGUGACCAAUUCCAGUUUGCUGUUUGCAAAUAAGAAAUGACCCUCAAAGACUGAGGAUCACUUCAGAACCUCUGAGAACUAUGGAACCAGUCAGCACUCACCUUUUUUCAGCAGGAAUAAAAAUAUGCUUAUGACUUUU
Messenger RNA from Gallus gallus (chicken), 1582 nucleotides. It is a transcript of the gene RNF32, whose product is annotated as ring finger protein 32. Gene Ontology annotation, molecular function: protein binding. The record is from RefSeq and is a predicted model, not a curated record. The transcript has 8 exons. The coding region runs from base 85 to 1176 and encodes 363 amino acids. NCBI's taxonomy places the organism in Eukaryota, Metazoa, Chordata, Aves, Galliformes, Phasianidae.